AUGCCUACUUUUUCAAAGGAUCAUAAUCAAUGUCGGCAGGUCGUUUGCACACUAUGUAUGAAAAAAAGUGACAGAGAAAUUUCAGAAUAUUUCAUCAGUGAAAUCAAAAGAUUGAUUUCUGGCAACAUCAACUUUGAUGAUGAGAGGGUUCCACGAGGGAUCUGUGUCACCUGUAGGUUCCUGCUUAGAAAGUUAGCUUCUGGAGAUGAAGAAGUGAGUAUACCUCAACUUUAUGACUUCGAAUCCAUAUUGAUCAAACCAUCAACUCGCCAGACAACUAAAUGUGAUUGCAUCAUUUGUCAAAUUUCAAAAACCAAAGGGAAAGGAAAGCACCCCUUUGAAAAACCAUCUCAGCAAGAAGUGCAAAAAGAAGAAAAAUCUUUUGAAAAACGAUGCACAAAAUGCCUAUCUGUCAUUGCUCGAGGACUGCCUCAUAACUGCAAAGAAGCAACACGUCGUGAAAACUUGAAAGCUCUGGCAUUGGCAGAUCCGUUAGGGGCAGAGCAAAUUGCAUCAUUCAUCGUUUCUUCCAAAGAGGUAUCUUCCGAUGGAACUAUUCUGAUUAGCCGGUUUCAUGGAAAGCCUCUUGAAAUCAGACCAGGAUCAAAUGCAACUCAGGGUCUCUCCUCAGAGCCAUUGACAACACAAGAUAUGAUUAAUAUUCAGCAAAACAUUGGACUUUCUAACAAUGGAAUGAGAAAGCUUGGGUCAGCUUUAAAUCAAAUAAGUCCUGUUCGCAUAGUUGAGGCCAAUUUUCAACAAAAAUUUGCUGCAGCUGGAACUACCCUCAAAAGUUUCUUUACAGUAACCACUUCACAGUUACCAGAAUCAAAUGAAACACGCCAUAUUGUUCACUGCACAAAUUUGGAAACCCUCAAAGAAAAUAUUGUUUCAUCCAGAGGCUUGCAAAACUCAAACUUCUUAAAGCUUGGCAUUGAUGGUGGAGGAUCAUUCUUUAAGGCAAGUUUGAGUCUUAUCAGUGAGCAUAAAGGAGAACCUCACAGUUCUGUUCAGAAGAAAUCAAAAUUGAUCACCAAAGACAACUUCAAAAACACAAGUGUUCAAAAACAACUGAUUGUUGCUAUUUCAGAGAACACACCAGAGACUUACCCAAAUGUUAAGCACAUUCUGGAUCUUCUCCAAGUCAAUGAAAUCUCCAUUUCAGAAAAACUUGUUAUUUCUUGUGACAUGAAGCUUGCAAACAUAGUUUGUGGAAUCCAGUCACACAGCAGUAAGCAUCCUUGCUGUUGGUGCAACAUAGACUCAGCACAUUUGGAAAACUGUGGUCAACUUAGAACAUUAGGGGGCAUCAGAGACUUGUACAAAAAAUUUGUGAAGUCUGGUUGUGAUGCCAAAAGAUCAAAAGAGUUUGAAAAUGUGGUUCAUUUGCCAAUGUUUGCCUUUCCAGACAGGGAAUUGAUCCUUGAGGCAAUCCCACCCAUGGAACUGCAUUUGCUCCUGGGAGUUGUCAACCACCUCAUCAAGUACUUGGUUCAAGUUUUUCCAAAGACCAAACAACGGUUGGAUUCAAUCCACAUUCAGAUGCAACCAUUUCAUGGUGGCCACUUCAAUGGAAAAGAUUGCAUGAAAGUGCUGAGGAAAAUUGAAGAGCUUAUGCAAUUGACAAUUGCUGAAAAAGCACCAGAUGCAACAAAGGCAUGCCAAGCAUUGAGCUCAUUUCACUAG
Molecule: messenger RNA, 1686 nt
Organism: Hydra vulgaris (swiftwater hydra)
Lineage: Eukaryota; Metazoa; Cnidaria; Hydrozoa; Anthoathecata; Hydridae
Source: RefSeq, a predicted model, not a curated record